Messenger RNA from Drosophila serrata, 2973 nucleotides. Its product is annotated as roundabout homolog 1. Lineage: Eukaryota; Metazoa; Arthropoda; Insecta; Diptera; Drosophilidae. Gene Ontology annotation, molecular function: protein phosphatase binding; CD4 receptor binding; sialic acid binding. Gene Ontology annotation, biological process: negative regulation of B cell receptor signaling pathway; regulation of B cell proliferation; B cell activation. Gene Ontology annotation, cellular component: extracellular exosome; recycling endosome; early endosome. The record is from RefSeq and is a predicted model, not a curated record.
UUCAGCAUCGCGUUCGGUCGCACCGUCCCCCCAAAAGGAGCCCCAACGCUUACAGAGUUAACGACCUACCUCCGCACCGAACUCGAAAACCGAUAAUCAAACGCACAAAUCAAAAAGCCAGCAAAAAGCAAUCAUCAUGAUCAAAGCGAAAGACUCGACGUGGCUGCUGCUCAUUUGUCUGUUAAUUGGACAACUCUAUGUGCCCAGCCUUGGAUCCCCUAUAGAAGGAGAUCAAACAGACUAUCAGGAAGAUGACUAUGACUAUGGUGAUCUUGAUGAUGGAGCCGAUGACUCAUCCAAGGGUGAUGUUCCAGCCACCUUGGAUAUUACCAUGCCACCGCCUUACUUUGAGGAGAACGAUCUCAGGAUCGAGGCCAAGCCGGGUGAAGAUGUGGUCCUCAACUGUGAUGCCCGCAAUUUCCAGCUGAGCAACGCUGUGAUGUGGUACAAAAACAAGACCAUUAUUGCCAAUGGCCAGAAUGCCAUUGGUCAUCGCGUGGAGUGCAUGGCCAAUAACUCCAUCCUACUGAGGGACGCCUCCGCGGAGGACUCCGAUGACUAUUACUGCGAGAUCCUGCCACAGAUGGUCCGACAGCACACGACACUGCGGGUGGGCGCCCGGCUGUCGAUCCUCUGCGACGAUCGCGAUGUUACGGAUCGCUCGCAGACGUUCAGGCAGGGUGACCACCACAAGCUCGAGUGUCGGACAUAUCUGCCGGGCGAGAAUACCAUCAAGUGGUCAUUUAAUGGUCUUCGCUUGGAAUCAUCACCCGAGGACAUUAAGAAUGGCGUUGUUAUAUUGGAUAAUAUUGAUGAGGAGAAUGCUGGGGUGUAUCAGUGCCUGGGGGAUGAUGGCAGUCGUGAUCCUCCCCAUGGCAUGGUCACCGUUGAUGUUCAGUACAGUCCCAAGGUGUCCACCCAUCGGCAUCAUGUGAACACCGAAGAGGGUCACACCGCGGAACUGUACUGCAACUAUCGGGCUAAUCCCAUUGGUAGGAGUUACUUCAUCAAGGACGGCAAGACCCUGCAGCUCUCCGAGAAGUACUCGCUAAAGGACUCCGCCCACAAUGGACACAAUCGCACCACGUUAAUCAUCAGGGAAGUGGGUAAAGCGGAUCUGGGAGAAUAUUUGUGCCAGGUGGAGAAUGCCAUUGGUUCGAAUGAGGUGAAGGUGCAUGUCAGUUACAAUCCAGAGACGCCGCAAUUCGAGGACAUGAAGGUGGAGGGCACCAAGGUGACCAUGCACUGGCUGGUGAGGAGUCGUCAGCCGCUCUCUGAGGCCAUAUUGGAUUACCAGCUAACGGGGUCCUACACUUGGAGCACAGUCUCAGUGCUCCAGACACAUCGCCACAAUCACACCGAGGGCAUCUGGAAGAUCACACAUCAACUGGACCUGCCACGACGCGGCCUGUGGCAUGCUCGUGUGAAGGCAAAGAACACCCAUGGUUGGUCCAAUUUCUCGCCGGAUCAUGAUUUCCAAAUCGAGGAUGAUGAUGAAUCAAUCGUUGCUCCCGAUAUGGAUCUGCCGCCGGAGCAGAUUAUGCAGGCGGGCAUUGGCAUCACCCGAGGAGGAGCUGCAUCAGCCAUAAGGCAGCUACCCCUGAUGACUCUUGGAUGCGGAGUGCUCCUGGCCUCGCUCCUGCUGCGCCUCCGCCACUAAAGCCUCUAAGAAAAAGGGGAAGUGUAUAUACGUUUUUCCGGAUUACGCGACCGCAAAGAAUAGGAAACGAGGAGAAACUAAAGUAUUCUAAUUAUACAAAAUGCUAAUGCGCGCGCCUGCUAGCUUGGGUCAAUGUUAAUGUUAAUGCUAAAGUACACACACGCUGGAGCGAUCACCACUAAAACAUUUGUGCCAAGCCAGGGAAUUUGGACCGCAACGAGGAGGAGAAAGAGGAUGAGUGAUAGAAGAACGGCAAUUAAAGUUAAUUUAGUUUAGUUAAAGUUUAAAGUUAAAGUUUGAUGAAUUGACAUUGCAACGAGCCGAAAGAGAAUGUGAACAUUUUUUUAAUUAGGACACAAAAACUGCGACGAUCGGUUUAAAACCGCCCAAAAAAAAGAAGAAAAGAAAUUGGAAACCUUUUUUGAUUAACCUUAGCUAUAAUAUUUAUUUGUUUUAUAUGUAUGCAUGUGAAAGUUGGCAAGACGAAGAGAGAGAGAGAGCAUCCUUGUUACCUGAAACGGAAACGGAAACAUAAAUAGGGCUCGAGUCGCUUCCGGGUAACGAUCUAGUGACUUUUUAGGAUUUGCAAUACUUACACAAUAUUUUUGUACAGCCAAGCGUACUUAACGUACUGGUUAGUGUAGUGGGAGUAUCAAUGGGAAGUUGGGAAGAGAUCUGUCAAAGGGCACGCGAAUUAUUUUAUAUACACUAGACCAAAGCUUAGAAAUACACAUGAGGUAAACAGCAGCACACCAUACAUAUGAAACCUACUUUUACGAAACUACGCCACAUCAAAAUGGAAACGGAAACGGAAACAAAAACUGGACAAAUCAGGGGAGCGGGAAGGUAAUUUGGGAUAUACACAUACACUACUUACUAUAUAUGAUAGAGGGUUUUGUCAUUGAUUCUGCUACAAUACCUGAUGAAGAAUAUCGCCAUAACAUGCUGACCAUAUAAUCCAAUUGUGAGUGUAGGUACAUAUAUUUUAUAUAUAUUUUAUUUAAGAAUCAUAUAACAUUAGAGCUGAUCAAUAAACGUGCCAAUUGAAGCAAUCAAGCGAAUCUUAUUGCUCAAAAUCAAAUGAUAAAGAAAUGAUAAACAUCAAAAAAAACAAAAUAAAAGUUCCAUAAACAAAGUUUUGACGAGGACCUGAUUUCGAAUGCCGACCUUUAAGCAUAUACAUAUAUACAGAAUCAUAUAUAUAUAUAUAUAUAACGAUAUACUUAAAAGCCAGUGUCUUACAUGAAUAUUGUCAUUUUCGUUGAGUCCAUGGAUAAGCUAAAACACAAAUAUAAAUAAACUAAACGAAGAAA